Molecule: messenger RNA, 1113 nt
Organism: Aspergillus melleus
Lineage: Eukaryota; Fungi; Ascomycota; Eurotiomycetes; Eurotiales; Aspergillaceae
Product: homoserine dehydrogenase
Exons: 2
Coding region: 1-1113 (370 amino acids)
Biological process (GO): L-homoserine biosynthetic process; aspartate family amino acid biosynthetic process
Molecular function (GO): NADP binding; aspartate kinase activity; homoserine dehydrogenase activity
Source: RefSeq, a predicted model, not a curated record
AUGGCCAGCCCUAUCUACCUCGGUGUCAUUGGCGUCGGCGGCGUCGGCUCUGCCUUCCUGAACCAACUCGCCCGUCUCCCCAACGCCCCCCAACUCAUCCUCCUCGCCCGCUCCACGCAGACCCUCCUCUCGCCGACACCGGCCUACUCGCCCUCGAUCCCCGCCACGUCGGACUGGCAAGCCGCCGUGUCGACCCCCUCGCUCACCAAAUCCGGCGCGCUCUCCGCCGACGAAAUUGCCUCUUACCUCUCCGCCGCGCCCGGCCGGUCCAUCCUCGUCGACAACACCAGCGACCCCGCCCUCGCGGCCUCCUACCCGACCUUCCUCCGCCGCGGCAUCUCCAUCGUCACGCCCAACAAGAAGGGGUUCUCCUCCGACCUCGCCCUCUGGAAGGACAUCUUCGCCUCCGCCGCCCAAGGCAACGCCCUCGUCUACCACGAGAGCACCGUCGGCGCCGGUCUCCCCGUCAUCUCGACCCUGCGCGACCUGGUCGCGACCGGCGACGAAGUGACCCGCAUCGAGGGCGUGUUCUCGGGCACGCUCUCCUUCCUCUUCAACACCUUCGCUCCUAGCGGCGCCUCCUCGUCCGCGAAAUGGUCCGACGUCGUGUCCCAGGCUAAAGAGCUCGGAUACACGGAGCCCGAUCCCCGCGACGACCUGAACGGCAUGGACGUCGCGCGGAAACUGACCAUCCUGGCGCGCAUCGCCGGUCUGGACGUCCAGGCUCCGGACUCGUUCCCGAUUGAAUCGCUCAUCCCUGACGAGUUGGCCUCCCUGCCUUCCACGGGCGAUGGCAUCGCGCAGUUCAUGACGCGUCUGCCGGAGUUCGAUGGCCAGAUGGCGGCGAUCAAGGAGGGCGCGGAGAAGGCGGGGAAGGUGGUGCGGUACGUGGGUAGCGUGGAUGUCGGUAAGAAGGAGGUCCGCGUGGGAUUGCAGCAGUUUGAUCGGGAUAGCGCGAUCGCCGGGCUGAAGGGCAGUGAUAACAUUAUUAACUUCUAUACCAAGCGGUAUGGUGGAAACCCGUUGAUUGUGCAGGGUGCCGGGGCUGGUGGUGAUGUGACUGCUAUGGGUGUUUCGGCUGAUUUGAUCAAGGUGGUUCAGCGGUUGUCUUAA